UCAGAUUUAAUCUCUGACACGGGUAACUGACCGAUAGUCAAACUAUUAUCGACUGAGCAGUCAUAUUUUUAAAAGAAAACCAUUGCGCACCGUAAUUCCCAGCUGAGUCUCUGCGCCCAUUCGACAAACUCGCGGCGCGCAAGCUCGAAUCGAUCGGAACGGCGCCGACGUAUCUGCGCAUUGCAGCUGCCUGCUUUUGGUGUCACACUCGUUGGGCAAGCUAUACACAUCGAAUUCUCUCUACCCAGCAAAAUCCUGCAGGCAAGCUGAAGGAUAUCUAACCAAAAGCUCCGCAGUGUGCAAGAAGAGAUGGUCGAGUAGCUAUACGCCGGAGCUUGCGGCCCCUCUGAAUUCGCCGUCCUAUGCCGCGCGACUGAACUCAGCUCGAUCGACAUCUCCAAGCCGAAACGACGAAGGUGGAUCAUCGGCAGCGGCAGCAGGAUGAUCCUACCGUCGCAGGGUGGACGCGGCUUGGACUGCGACGCGAUGGGCCUCGGCCUCGAGGACAGCUACUUCGCCCUGCAGCCGUCGACGCUGAGCUCACCGAGCUCCGACGAGUACGUCGGCGGACAGUUUCUCGGUGAGCCCUCGCUCGAACACAAUCCCGAUGCCAGCUGUUCGAGCCUCUUCUACUAUUACUGGCAUAAACCCUACCGGACGAGAAAGCGAUGGAUCAUAGGUGGCUUCAUAGUGGCGGGCGCACUGCUGACGAUCAUCGUGGCCAGUAGUCUGUACGGCAGCAGCCAUGGGACUAAAGAGAUGGGCGAGCUCGUGCCACCCGACCCGGAGCAGCCGCCGCCGCCAUCGGCGAGCAAACCUCGAGCUUUCAAGCGGGCCGCCGUUUGCGCGGACGGCCCACCUUGUGCCUUCAUCGGCAAAUCGAUGCUCGAUCGGAAUGGAUCGGCAGUCGACGCGGCUAUCGCGAGUCUCAUUUGCAACGGCAUCAUCAACAUGCAGAGUAUGGGCUUGGGAGGCGGCUUUUUAAUGACCAUCUACGAGAGGCAGAACAAUCGCAUCUACGUAUUGAACGCCAGGGAGGCCGCGCCAGCUGCGGCUUACGCGCACAUGUACGAGGACAAGCCGAAAUUUUCAUCCCGAGUUGGUGGAUUGUCCAUAGCUGUGCCAGGCGAGCUUGCUGGUUAUUGGGAAGCCCAUCAAAGAUUUGGAAAAAUACCUUGGGCCGAUUUGUUUUAUCCGAGUAUCGAUUUGUGUGAGAAGGGUUACAACAUGACGAAGCACCAGUGGAACUCACUUGGCUAUAAUAAAACAAAUAUUUAUUCUGAUCCAACGCUCAAGGAAAUGUUCGUCGACCCUAAAACAGGCCAGUUCCGUAAAGCAGGAUCGUUGAUAAGGCCAAAAAAACUGUGUGAGACGUUGAAAAUAAUCGCCGAACAAAAUGCGACGGCAUUUUAUAACGGAACUCUGGGAAAAUAUUUGGUCGAGGACAUCAGAAAACGCGGGAGUAUCAUUACGAUGAAAGACUUGAACGACUACAGGGCCAAGUGGGAAGAUCCCGCGUCCACGGAACUUUACGGAGGUUACAAAGUUCACUCCGUUGGUGUUCCAGGAGGUGGAGCUUUACUCGCGUUCAUAUUGAACGUUCUGGAUGAAUUUCAUUUGCAACCGAGCGACAUCGCCGACACGAAUUCGACCAUUAAAACAUAUCACAAGAUAAUCGAGACGUUCAAAUAUGCGUUUGGUUUGCGAACGAAAUUGGGUGACGUGGAAAUGCCAAAGUUUCAGAAAAACAUAACGUCGAAAAAUUUCGCUCACUCGAUUCAGCGAUGGAUAAGCGACGAGAAGACGUACGGCGACGCAUCGCAUUACGGGGCCGAAAAUUCCGGCAACGGCGAGGAUCACGGAACCGCUCACAUAGCGGUAAUGAGCGAAAACGGAGACGCCGUGUCUGUUACCAGCACCGUAAACAUCUACUUCGCCAGUGGCAUCGUCAGCGAGAGAACCGGCGUACUGCUCAACGACGCCAUGGACGACUUUGGUCUACCGGGCAUAUUGAGUUAUUUCGGAUUGCCGUCCAACGAGAACAAUCACAUAGCGCCGGGCAAGAGGCCCCUGUCGUCCAUGAGUCCAGCCAUCGUGCUCGACCGUAACGGCGACGUCAAGAUGACCGUCGGAGCUGCCGGAGGCACUAAAAUCCCGACUUCGCUCGCUCUCGUGAUAGCGAGGUAUCUGUGGCUAGGCAACACGAUAAAGGAGGCGGUCGACGCGCCGCGAAUCCACCACCAGCUCUACCCGAUGCAGCUGUUCUACGAGUACGGAGUGCCAAAAGCAAUAGUCGAGGGCCUCAAGGCCAUCGGCCACAACGUGACCCGAUAUCGCGAUCGCGGCAGCGUCGUCUGCAUAUUGACGAGGAUCAACGGCACGAUUUACGGAAAUGCGGAUUAUCGCAAGGGCGGCGACGUUUACGGAAUCAACUGAGAAUGAUACGACAUAAUUUAGAAAAAUCGUAAAAUCUAUUCCUCCGCGCGCGAAUCCGAUAUCGGCGACCCGGGCGAAGAAAGUUUAUGAAUAUAAAGUUUCGCGUUGAUUAUAUGUGUAAGCUUUUUUUCGCGCCGACAACGACCUCCUCUUCCAAUUUUCACUCAAUUCUUCCUAGUUGCGAUUGUAUAAUGGUCAAUGAAUUAUCGAUUUUCGUAAAGUGACUCGUUUGUAAAUAAAAAAAAAUAGUAAUAAAAUUCAAGGCAGCGAUAAGCGCUGCAAUGAGAUAUGCAAGCACGCGACGAUCGCGAAUACUAUCUCGUUUCAAAAUAAAUAAAGAGUCAAAAUGUGCGCAGUCCAAAUAAUCAUUGUUUUUAUAGUAUUAUUUACUUUGUAUUUCGUAAGGAAAAAUGAAGAGUAUUCCGUAGAUUUGAAAGUUUAAUUGCAUAGAGAAUAAGAGAACUUUGUUCGACUGUUGACGGUAGUAAUAUUUAGUUUGUUGAAAAUAAAAUGGCCAAAAACCUACUUGAUUGUUCACCACCACUAUAGACUCAAUUCGAGAAGAUAGUAAACAAUUUUUAAUAACUUA
This is a messenger RNA of Trichogramma pretiosum, 3025 nucleotides long. RefSeq names its product glutathione hydrolase 1 proenzyme-like. The coding region runs from base 442 to 2436 and encodes 664 amino acids. Gene Ontology annotation, biological process: glutathione catabolic process. The record is from RefSeq and is a predicted model, not a curated record. The transcript is spliced from 9 exons. Gene Ontology annotation, molecular function: glutathione gamma-glutamate hydrolase. NCBI's taxonomy places the organism in Eukaryota, Metazoa, Arthropoda, Insecta, Hymenoptera, Trichogrammatidae. Gene Ontology annotation, cellular component: plasma membrane.